Durio zibethinus is the source of this 2698-nucleotide messenger RNA. Its product is annotated as Pentatricopeptide repeat (PPR) superfamily protein. The record is from RefSeq and is a predicted model, not a curated record. Gene Ontology annotation, molecular function: protein binding. Lineage: Eukaryota; Viridiplantae; Streptophyta; Magnoliopsida; Malvales; Malvaceae.
AAAGUCAACGAAACGCUCCUGAUCAAUUUUAAAAUUUAAAAGAAAUCUCUUCUGCAUUUCCAAUUUAGUAGGGUUUAGGUCUUGAAAGGGUUUUGACCUCGAGGAGAUUAACAAAGCACAAUACUUCAAGACAAAACUAUCUGGUAAGCAUUUCUACAUCAACUAAAUCCUAAUAUUUUCCCCUAAUAAUUGCAAUGCUUCAUCGUUUAAAUCGUAAAUUUUGCCCUAGAAAUCUCUACUUCACUCUCAAACUAAACCCUAACUCUAGCACUAGCUCUUCGAGAAACCGGAAUUCUAGCCGGAGUGCACUCAAUAAGUGCUCCGAUAGCUUUAGUUUCUUCUACUCAUCAAUGGGUAUCAAUCAAAUUUCCCCCUUUUCUUCUGUUUCUAAAACCCCCAAUUUUGUUAGAAACCCUAGUUUUAUCAGAACUUACUGUUCUGGUGAGUGGACUGAGGAUAUAGAGUACUUAGAUGAAUCGGGGAGUGUUGUAUACUCUGGUAAAGGUGUUCGGUCUGUUGAGCCGGGGGUUGAUGAUCAUGUUAUGGUGGGUGGGUUAAAGAAGCCAUUUUUGAAUGCCUCAGCAGUUGCUAAGAUUGUUGAGGUUGUUAAGAGGUGGAAAUGGGGACCAGAAUUAGAGACCCAAUUGGAUAAACUACAGUUUAUGCCUAAUAUGACUCAUGUGACUCAAGCCAUGAAAGUUGUCAAAGAUAGUGAUGAAUCAUUGAGUUUGUUUAGAUGGGCUAAGAGACGAUCUUGGUAUGUUCCGAGUGAUGAGUGUUAUGGCAUAUUGUUUGAUGGAUUAAAUCAAAGGAGAGAUUUUGAUGCGAUUCAGUCAUUGUUUGAGGAGAUGGUUCAAGAGUCUAGUGAUAAGGGGGUUUCUUUGUUUAAUGCACAUAAUUGGGUGAUUCAGUAUUUGGCUAAAGCUGAGAAAUUGGAGGUGUCAUUUUGUUGUUUCAAGAAGGCUCAGGAUUAUGGUUGUGUAAUAGAUACACAAACAUACAAUGCUCUUAUGAUGUUAUUUUUGAAUAAAAGUUUGCCUUACAAGGCAUUUGAGAUAUACGAGAGCAUGCAAGCGGCAGGAUGUUUCUUGGACGGAUCCACCUAUGAGUUGAUGAUACCUAGCUUGGCGAAAUCAGGCCGUCUUGAUGCAGCAUUUAAGCUCUUUCAAGAGAUGAAAGAAAGGAAGUUUCAACCAAGCUUUAAUAUCUUUGCAUCACUUGUUGAUUCAAUGGGGAAAGCUGGAAGACUGGACACAUCAAUGAAAGUCUACAUGGAAAUGCAGGGCUCUGGGCUUCGGCCAUCUGCUACUAUGUUUGUUUCUUUGAUUGAGUCAUAUACAAAGGCUGGGAAGCUAGAUACUGCUCUUAAGCUUUGGGAUGAAAUGAAGAAGGCUGGUUUUAGACCAAAUUUUGGUUUAUAUACAAUGAUCAUUGAGUCUCAUGCGAAAUCAGGAAAGCUUGAUCAUGCAACAGCCCUUUUUAAAGACAUGGAGAAAACUGGAUUUCUACCAACACCAUCCACCUACUCAUGUCUCUUGGAAAUGCAUGCAGCCUCUGGACAGGUAGAUUCUGCAAUGAAGCUUUAUAACUCAAUGAUUAAUGCAGGUUUGAGGCCUGGAUUGAGCACGUAUACUGCUCUUUUAACACUCUUGGCUAAUAAGAAACUCGUGGAUGUUGCAGCAAAGAUAUUACUUGAAAUGAAGUCAAUGGGAUAUUCUGUUGAUGUGAGUGCUAGUGAUCUUCUAAUGGUUUAUGUUAAAGAUGGUUCCAUUGAGCUUGCCUUGAGGUGGUUAAGGUUCAUGGGGUCAUCAGGGAUUAGAACAAAUAAUUUCAUAGUUAGGCAGUUGUUUGAAUCAUGCAUGAAGAGUGGUUUAUACGAGUCAGCAAAGCCUCUCCUUGAAACCUAUGUGAAUUCUGCUGCAAAGGUGGAUCUAGUUCUUUACACAUCAAUUCUUGCCUACCUGGUUCGAUGCCACGAAGAGCUCAAUGAAAGACUUUUGAUGGCGAUCCUUGGUGCUACAAAACACAAAGCUCAUGCUUUUAUGUGUGGACUCUUUACUGGCCCAGAACAGAGAAAACAACCAGUCUUAUCAUUUGUCAGGGAAUUUUUUCAAGGUAUUGAUUAUGAGUUGGAAGAGGGGGCUGCAAGGUACUUUGUCAAUGUUCUCCUCAAUUACCUUGUUCUCAUGGGGCAGAUAAACAGGGCUCGCUGUGUUUGGAAAGUUGCUUAUGAGAAUAAGCUUUUCCCAAAGGCAAUCGUUUUUGAUCAAAAUGUUGCUUGGUCUCUUGAUGUUAGAAACUUGUCAGUGGGAGCAGCUCUUAUAGCUGUGGUGCACACUCUCCACAGAUUUAGGAAGCGAAUGUUGUAUUAUGGAGUUAUUCCUAGGCGCAUCAAAUUGGUUACAGGACCUACUUUGAAGAUUGUGGUUGCACAGAUGCUGAGCUCUGUAGAAUCCCCAUUUGAAGUUAGUAAGGUCGUUUUAAGGGCCCCUGGCGACACUGUGAUGGCGUGGUUCAAAAAGCCAAUUGUUCAACAGUUCCUCUUGAAUGAGAUUCCAUCAAGAGCUGACAUCCUCAUGCACAAGCUGAAUAUACUUUUUCCCAGUUCUGCACCUGAAAUUAGAUCAUUGUCCCCACCUAAACCACUCAUUGCAGGGAAGGCAAUCUAGCCAGCCAUGUAUGGUAUUUCGUUGGCACU